AUGGCCGAUGCCCACGCCUCGGCUUCGGAGGAUGCAAUCCACUAUCUACUUUCCUUUGGCUGGGAUCUUGAGGAGAAGAAUUCCCUUGGACGGACGCCACUCCUUCACGCAGCAACCGAGUGUCAGCCACACUUUGCGAGAUGCCUAAGAAAACUUAUUGAAAGAGGUGCCAGACUAGAUGCCAGGGAUGAGAUCGGCCGAGGGCCUUUGCAUAGUGCUUUGAGCCCACCCGUAGGUCUUUCCGAUUGGGUGGAUCUAAAUUGCAAUUGGCACACCGAGGAAGGCGAUUUCGAUCACAACGAGUGCCUUAAUACGCUCUGGAAUACAGAGGAUCACAAAUUCGGAAGAGAUUACUACGAUAGAGAAAGCACGCUGGACCCCCUUCCAGCCUCCACGUCUCCCGAGACGUCUCGAUCGACGCCAUCUCUCCAUGGUGUCGAGAGCAACCAACUGGUGAGCGAUCACGGGUCUAACGUUUCUGAAGAGCAGCCAAUCCCCAUCGAUUUGUCCUCCUCUGAUCUUGACAGUGACGCCUCAUCAUGUGCCGAGGAGUCCAUCCCAGAAUCUGAUGACGACAACUACGUCUGCUGCGCCGACAGUUGGGGUAACCAUAACUGGAUUCGCAACCCAGCCCAUGUGCUCAAGGACCGCGUCAGGACCAAGCUCAGGAUCCUGUUAGAGGCAGGAUGCGAUCCGAACGACCUCGACGAUGACGGGGAUUCACCAAGCGACUAUGCCAGGGAUGGCUUGUGGUCGCAAUGGCUCUGGGCGCUGAAAACGACAGGGUAUGUCUUUGAUACGGAGAAUGAUCGGUGGAUCAAGCAAGUUGCUCCUGCUUGA
Letharia columbiana is the source of this 840-nucleotide messenger RNA. RefSeq lists its product as uncharacterized. The record is from RefSeq and is a predicted model, not a curated record. Gene Ontology annotation, molecular function: protein binding. NCBI's taxonomy places the organism in Eukaryota, Fungi, Ascomycota, Lecanoromycetes, Lecanorales, Parmeliaceae. The transcript has a single exon. The coding region runs from base 1 to 840 and encodes 279 amino acids.